ACGAGGAGUCAAAACAAAACUAUGGAAAAGGAAAUGUUUAAUCCAACAUCAUCAAUAGUCGCAGCUUUGUGCUCAUAUUUACUUGAAAAACCGAUUAUAUUUCCUGCAGCAGACCUACCGAAAAAUGUAUUCAGUUUCAUUCGUGUACACAGAGAAAAAUUGGAACCCCAUGGCGAAUUCAGCUUUCCCUGUAGUCUAGAUUUAUGGAAGAACUGUUGUAAGGAAACAGGCUACAAGAUUCGUGAAGUUGCAUUUGCAAUGUUUACGGAGGGGGAGGAAGAUACUUCUAAUGCAGCAAAACAAAAGUUUCUGAAUGCGGCUGCAUGCUGGGAAUUUCCAAUUGAACGAAUACGUAUUGAUAAAGAGCGUUGUUUCUUGUUUCUACAGCGGCGUGUAGCAAUGGGAAUGCUGCUUCGAGAAGUGUUAAAAGAAAAAACUCAUACACGAAGAUAUGGCAACCUAAAAAAGGAUCCUAACCUUUGUGUAUUGUUAAGCACUACUAAACAAACAGAAGAGGAAGUUAAAGAACUACCGUUUUAUCGUGCAAAUCUUUUAGAAGCAAUUUUGCGCAGAGUUUUAGAAUACUCCCAGUGGAAUGUGGUAACAGAAGAGGACGGUAUCGAUGCCAAAAAAGGUAAUGGACCAUCUGUUUUGCAAUUGACUGUAACAAGUACUGCUGGCAAACCAUUGCCACAUCCAACGGUUAUUCCCCCUAGUAAGUUGAGAUACGCAACAAUACGUAGUGGUUUAGUCAUUGAUCCGCUUACCGGAAAAAUGACCAAAUUGAAAACCAGUGAGUACCUAAGUUGUCGUUCGAAUGAUAUGUGUUUAAUGGCUAUGCACAAAUAUGGUGUUCGAGUAAAAGACGAUUCAAGGUUUAACGCGUUAUUGACGCGCUUAGGUGCAGCGGCAGUAACUGUUGACUUAAUGGAAGUACGUUUUUCAAGUCCAGUACAAAUAAUUCGAAGUGGAAAAGGAAGCACUAAAGGCGCUGCAUUUAUUUUGUAUAACUCCGCGCGGCUUGAAUCAUUGCUUCGGCGAUUUGAUGAAAAAGUGGAAAACGGUGACUAUGGAGACCUGCCCUCCCUGGAUAAUAUUGAUUUGACUUUACUUGACGAAGAAGAAGAAUGGCAACUAGUGUUUAGCUAUAUAUUUGCAUUUCCGAACUUAAUUGAAAACUGUUUGGAACGGAUAGAAAAAGGGAUAUGUGCCGUUCACACUAUCAUUCGAUUUCUUGGAGAUUUGGCUUCGCUCUUCAGUGUCUAUUAUCGACGCAUACGCAUUCUGACUCAAGAAACGCGUGAACACUUAUUGCCGUGCGUAUAUGCCCGUAUUUACUUGGUAAAAGCUGUGCGUGAAAUUCUUAAUCGAACAUUGGCACUACUCGAUAUAGAGCCGGUUCAGUUUAUGUAAACGGCCAUGCAAAUAUGUACAUUACAAUUUAUACAAGUGAAUCUAUACUAUACAAAUUAAAAUAUACCAAAUACAUUAAAAUCUUUUUGGCAAAAAAAAGCAUUUGUUUAGUGU
This is a messenger RNA of Rhagoletis zephyria (snowberry fruit fly), 1527 nucleotides long. RefSeq lists its product as uncharacterized. Gene Ontology annotation, molecular function: ATP binding; tRNA binding; arginine-tRNA ligase activity. Gene Ontology annotation, biological process: arginyl-tRNA aminoacylation; tRNA C3-cytosine methylation. Lineage: Eukaryota; Metazoa; Arthropoda; Insecta; Diptera; Tephritidae. The record is from RefSeq and is a predicted model, not a curated record.